AAUUAUUCAAGAAGAGGAAAAAGAAAAAGAAAAAGAAAUUUCUUGGUCAGUUCAUAUGUUAUCCAUAAAAUGUUCCAUUCCUUAGCCUCUUCAAUGUGUUGUUGAAUACUAAAGGAAAACAGCUAAAAAUUUGAGUUAUUUGUGUGAAUUUGGGCAAUGAGCUCGUUUACAGUCAUGAAGCCAUUUAUACUUGCUUCUAACGAACCCACUGCAUCUUUCCCCAAAAAUCUUACUGCUUUUCUCCCAAACCCAAAAAAUACUUGGACUAAUAGGAACAGUAUUUUGCCAUUUGUGUGGCAACUGAAGUGUAAAAGUCUCUCUUCUUGGAAAUGCAAAGAAAAUGUAUGUACUGCUGCGUUAUCCUCAAAAGAAAUACCAGAUGAGGAAGAGUUUAUAGUGGUAAAUUUCUACCGCUUUGUUUUCAUUAAGGACCCCGAAGAGGAGGUCACCAAGCACCUUUCCUUUAUGGAGGGACGAGAUGUGCAUGGCCGCAUAUACUUAAACCAACAGGGAAUUAAUGCACAGUACAGUGGACCAAAAAAAGAUGCUCUUGCUUACGUUAAUUGGGUGCGGGAAGACCUCAGAUUUUCUGAUGUACUGGUCCAGAUCUCGCCAGCAUCAAACGGGCAUACCUUUCCAAGAUUGAAGUUGCGUUAUAAGCCCUCUCUUGUACAGUUGGAAGGAGGGAUUUCUCACCUUCCUUUGCUUGAUCCAUCGAUGAGAGCGGAACCUUUGGCACCAUCUGAAUGGAGGAAUAGAUUGGAAGCUGUAAAUAACACUAAUAAUUCAUCACAUGAAAACAUCAAUCCCAGUUGUAUACUUCUUGAUGUGAGAAAUGGUUAUGAAUGGGAUGUUGGGCAUUUUCAAGGCGCUCAGCGACCGGAUGUUGAUUGUUUUCGGUCCACUUCAUUUGGGCAAUCUGACUCAGAGGUGAUUGCUUCAGAUCCAUUAGCAGCUGUUGAUAAGGAGAGAACUGAUAUAUUGAUGUACUGCACUGGAGGUAUCCGCUGUGAUGUAUAUUCUGCUAUACUACGAAAGCAAGGUUUUAAACGAUUGUACACCUUGAAGGGGGGCGCUUCUCAUUAUCUUGAGAGAGAAGGUUCUGUAGGUUGGGUUGGAAAUCUGUUUGUAUUUGAUGCCCGUCUUUCUCUGCCACCUUCUACUUACAAGCCUGAAGUGGAGAUGGAAGCAAGCACAAAGCUAGAGGCCCCCCUGGAUAACUCGUUUGCCAAAUGCUACAUCUGUGGUUCACAAGUCUGUGAGCUGAGGCACCGCAAUUGUGCAAACCUCGACUGCAACUUACUUUUCCUAUGCUGCGAAGGCUGCGUGAAAGACCUAAGGGGAUGCUGCUGUUCUCAAUGCACAUCUGCACGUCGACUUAGGCCGGUGCUGACAGGUCACCAGAGAUACCAAAAAUGGCAUAAUUAUCGAGAUUUCGAGUUGCAAAGCCUGUAACAUCUUGACCAGUCAUCAGUUUCCAUAUCUUUGGAAGUUGAAAAUGUAUAUCUCCAAUUAAGAGAGGAAAUUGACCUCUAGUUUCUCUUUUAUUGGUUUAGUCGAAUUUUCAGAAACUUAGGUUGUUAAGUACCCCUAUAAGCUGAAAAUAUUAGUUAGGCAUAUAUAAUCUUGGAAGAACGUUGUCUUUUACUGAUAGUUAAUUAGAUAUUAUCUGAAUUUAAUUGGGAAGUAU
Nicotiana tabacum (common tobacco) is the source of this 1690-nucleotide messenger RNA. Its product is annotated as rhodanese-like domain-containing protein 8, chloroplastic. Lineage: Eukaryota; Viridiplantae; Streptophyta; Magnoliopsida; Solanales; Solanaceae. The record is from RefSeq and is a predicted model, not a curated record.